CCCCCUAUAGCCGGCGGUGUCCCCCCCCGAGCGCCGCGUCCCCACGAGCGAUGGCGGCGAACCGCGUGGGGCGGCGGCAGGGGCGGGGGGGUUCCCCGGGCCGCUCCCCCGGCCGCUCCCCCGCUGUCCGGCGUCCCCAACCCCCCGCCCGCAGCCCCGGGCUCCAGCGGCGACCGGCGAGGGUCACCGUCAAGUACAACCGGCGGGAGCUGCAGCGGCGGCUGGACACCGAGCAGUGGAUCGACGGGCGGCUGGAGGAGCUCUACCGCGGGCGGGAGGGGGAGAUGCCGGACGAGGUGAACAUCGAUGACCUCCUGGAGCUGGAGACAGACGAGGAACGAGCCCAGAAGCUGCAGGGCAUCCUGAGAUCGUGCACUGCUGACACUGAGGACUUCAUACGGGAGCUCCUCACCCAACUCAAGGGGCUACCGAAGCAACAAGUCCUCCAGCGACCCAGCCCGGAGGACCCCAACCCACCCCCCCCGUGAUUCCCCCCACUCGUGACCGCGGGGUGUGGGGGAUGUGGGGUCACCCACUUCCAGCACCCAUAAGGGGUCGUCCCCCCCCCCCCCAGCACCCACUGUACAGUAUUUAAUCCCACCUACCAUGUAAAUCCUUUGAUGCCCCCCCUCCCCCAGAAUAAAACCUCGCUGCGUCACAUGGGUGGGGGUAGCACGUGGCAGGGACCCCCCCAAAAAUUUGGGCCCCCCC
Molecule: messenger RNA, 711 nt
Organism: Aquila chrysaetos chrysaetos
Lineage: Eukaryota; Metazoa; Chordata; Aves; Accipitriformes; Accipitridae
Product: protein phosphatase 1 regulatory subunit 14A-like
Exons: 4
Coding region: 51-488 (145 amino acids)
Biological process (GO): regulation of phosphorylation
Cellular component (GO): cytoplasm
Molecular function (GO): protein serine/threonine phosphatase inhibitor activity
Source: RefSeq, a predicted model, not a curated record